This is a messenger RNA of Diachasmimorpha longicaudata, 649 nucleotides long. Its product is annotated as odorant receptor 2a-like. Gene Ontology annotation, biological process: detection of chemical stimulus involved in sensory perception of smell; sensory perception of smell. The coding region runs from base 145 to 561 and encodes 138 amino acids. Gene Ontology annotation, cellular component: plasma membrane. Lineage: Eukaryota; Metazoa; Arthropoda; Insecta; Hymenoptera; Braconidae. The transcript has 4 exons. Gene Ontology annotation, molecular function: odorant binding; olfactory receptor activity. The record is from RefSeq and is a predicted model, not a curated record.
UCCCCGAUUUUUUUUUCGCCGACAUACUCAGCAACAUAUGAAAAUUUUGGUGUGAGUGAGGACUUUGAUAUUUUUCUGAGACGUUUGCAAUUUUUUUUGUUCUCAGAAGAUGUUUUAAACAUCCCCUUGAUUGUAUUUUCCAGGAUGACACAGUGGCUCAAUGACACUUUUCGAAUACCUCUUCUCUACGAUCUCCUGACAACGACGGUCCUGAUAGGACUCGUAGUCUACCAAUUUUUAUUGCAUUUAGAUGAGGCCCACGUGUUUGGGGUGGUUCAACUGGCCACUUAUAUUCUCUCCAUGACGAUAUUAGUCUACACCAAUUGCUUCAUGGGAGAGUGUCUGCAUACAGAGUGUGCUGCACUUCUGAAUGCGUAUUAUGAAUGCAAUUGGUACGAGAUGUCGGAUUUCUGCAAGAAAGCAUUGAUUAUCUGUAUGGAAACGACUCAGAAUCCGAUUCAUUUAACGGCAGGAAAGUUUCACAUAUUUUCACUGGAAAGUUUUGCGCAGAUAAUGAAAUCAUCGAUGGUGUACGUGUCAAUGCUACGCAAAAUUAUUUAAUACUACCGUAAUCCAAUUCGUUGUUCUACUGAGUGUCGAGAUGUAUACGAUUAUGAGUGGAACAAUGAUUUCAUUUUGAGGAGAAUAU